This is a messenger RNA of Diceros bicornis minor, 4441 nucleotides long. It is a transcript of the gene IGSF22, whose product is annotated as immunoglobulin superfamily member 22. Lineage: Eukaryota; Metazoa; Chordata; Mammalia; Perissodactyla; Rhinocerotidae. The record is from RefSeq and is a predicted model, not a curated record. Gene Ontology annotation, molecular function: protein binding.
UGGCCUCAUCCUCUCCCUGGUCCUCCCAGGUGACUGCCCACGCCUGCUGUCACCAUGACGACCAUUCACCACAAGCAGAUGCUGCAGGAGCACGUGUCCAUGGAGUUCUCCAGCUCUGCCACCCACCAGCAGACCUUCUCCCAGACAACCAAGAUAGUGGGAGAGCAAGUCGUGUCGAGGAAGUCCUCGGGCACUGCAGAGUUCUUCAACUUGGUGACACGGAGCUCCGACGUCUUGCGGGCGGGAGAGUCGGAGUUCGUGGAGAAGCCUCAGCCUGUCCUCGCGUCCGAGGGCGAUAAAGGCGUGUUCCGAGCCCGGGUGCAGAGGAACCCCAAACCCGACACCUCCUGGAAGAGGGAGAGCGGCAUCCCCAUCAAGGAGUCCGCCAAGAUAUUCUGCGACAGCAUGAACAAGGAGCACGUGCUGAAGCUGGAGCCACUGACCUCCGUGGACUCGGACAACUACAAGUGCGUUGCAAGCAAUGACCAUGCAGAUGCCAUCUAUACCGUGCCCUUGCUGGUGACAGAGGGUCAAGAUAGAAUGGAUUUCAAAAAGCUGUUGAAAAAGAGGGUUCCUCCUGCUCCCAAAAAGCAGAAGGUGACAAAUGAGAAAGAGAUGCUGGAGAUUUUGUCCAAGGGGCCCAAGAAGGACUUUGAGAAGGUCUGCAUGGAGUAUGGUUUCACCGACUUCCGGGGGCUGCUCAAGAAGCUCAAAGAGAUGAAGAAAGUGGAGGUGGGGGCCAUCCGGAUUCUGAAGCCCCUGGAAGACAGAGAGACCAAGGUUGACACCACAGUGGUCUUUGACUGCAUCAUGGAGCUGAAGGACCCCCAUGUCAAGAUGAUAUGGAUCAAGGGUAACGAGCCACCGAGGAUCGAGUGCUCCCCGGACAAGUACGAUGUGAAGCAGAUAGGCACCAAGCACAUGCUGGUCAUCACCAACGUGAACAUGAAUGACGCAGGCACCCACAGCCUGUGUGGUGACAAGCUGAUGAGUGCCCAGCUCACAGUGCUGGAUGAGCCGCUGAAGUUCUUGGGACAGACGAAGCCAAUGAAGGUGACAGAGUGCCAGACAGCUGUGUUUGAGAUCUGCCUCUCCAAGAAAGUGCCCAACUUUGUGUGCAAGUUCAGUGGGAAGGAGCUGAAGAGGGAUGAAAAGUAUGAAAUCACAGUGUCCGAGGAGGGUCUGACCCACAGGCUUAAGAUUAAAGAUGCCAGACUCAGUGACAGUGGUGAGUUCUCUGCCGAGGCGGGGGACCUGGUACAGAAGGCCCAGCUCCCUACUGACCGCAUCCGCAUCAAGUUUGUGAGCACCCUCAAGAAUGUAUGUGUGAAAGAGAGGAGCCAGGCAUGCCUUGAGUGUGAGCUGACAUCCAAGGAUGUGACACUGAGCUGGAAGAAGGAUGGGUGGCUGCUGGAGCAUGGCAACAAGUACAGCAUGAACCACGAGGGCAAGCGAGCAGAGCUGGUCAUUGAAGAUGCACAGCUCAGUGACAGUGGCGAGUACACCAUGGUGGCCAUGCAGGAUGGGGACCCCACUGAAUACAACAGUACUGCCACAGUCACCGUGGAGGAGCGUCUGGGCACGGUGAAGAGCAGGAUGUCCGACUUGCAUGUGGCCACCGGGAGCCCUGCUGAGCUGUGUGUAGUGCUGAACAAUGAGAAGGUGGAGGACGUGUGGCUAAAGGAUAGCAAGGAGAUCACAGACUUGCCCGGUGUGCAGAUCGUGAAGCAGGGUGCGGUGCACAAACUCAUCUUCCCCAACAUGGGCCCCGAGCACGAGGGCAAGUACACAUUCCGGGCCAAGGCUGCAGAGAGUGAAACCUCGGUAUUCGUUGCAGAUCCUCCUACCCUCGACCCGUCGCGGCUGGAGGCACCGGCAGCAUACCCCGUGACCGUGAAGGUGGGCCACACGGCGACCAUCAAAGUGCCCUUCCAGGCAAAGCCACUGCCCAAAGUGAUGUGGUACAAGGACAGCGUGGAGGUGACAGAGGAGGCACUCGUGUCCAUGGAGCGCGAGGAAGACCAGGCGCUGCGCAUGAUUUCAAACUGCGUGUGCGAGGACAAUGGCCUCGUUAUGCUCAAGCUCAAGAAUGACUACCGUUCGGCCACAGCCACUCUGCACCUCAGCGUGCUUGACCGCCCCAAGCCUCCCCAGCGCUGGGUGGAGUUCCUGGAGCUCUCGGGCAGUUGUGUGCACAUGAAGUGGAAGGCCCUGAAGGACAAUGGCGGGUGGCCUGUGACACAGUUCAUCGUGGAACGCAAGGCGGUCAGCAAGAAGGCCUGGAUUAAGAUAGGCAAGGUGGACAGCAAACUCACCUGAUUCUCCACCAGCGAGGUGGAAAAGGGAAAAGCCUACCAGUUUCGUAUCCUGGUGGUCAUUUUGGAAGGAGUGAGCGACCCUCUGGAGACAGACAAAGUGUUUGCGGGAAAUCCUGUUGGUCAGUCAGAUAGCCCUGUGCUCAGGGGUCAGGAUGGGGCCUUCAGCCAGCGAGGAAGGCUGGUCUGUGCGGAAUUCCACAGGGGCAUGUCUCUAGCUAAAUCAUCCCCAAUUCAAGUGAGAGUGAUACUGGAAGAUUUUCCACAGCCGCACACAAACCUACAGCUGUUUGAGGAGGUCCCCAACACAGUGACUUUGACCUGGAACCACAAUCCCGACCUGAAGGAGGACAGUGAUGCCCACUAUGUCAUCCUGAAGCAGGAUGCCAGCACAGCCACCUGGUUCACUGUGGCCCAUCAGGUCUUCAGCACCAAGUAUGCGGUGACGGGCCUGCUCCCGGGCAGUAGUACUUCACUACUACGAGUGGUGGCCUGGCACGAAAUUGGUGACAGCGACCCACUCGACUCCAGGGAUACCUGGCUCAUCAACAAGGACAAGAUCGAGGACCUGAGCGCCAAGCUGAAGCCGUACCAGCCGAGGGACUGGCGCCACGCGCCGCGCUUCCUGACCCUGCUCAAGCGGCACGCGGUGCUGCGCGGCCAGGACUGCACCAUGACCUGCGUCUUCCUUGGGAACCCGCGGCCCACGGUGACCCUCUACAAGGGCGACGUCAACAUCACGGCCAUCUCCAAGUUCUGGUACAGCUCCACCAGGGGCGUGUGCACAAUCGUCAUCCCCACCGGCACGCUCAAGGACAGCGACAAAGAUGAUAAGUCAAUUCCAGCAUCAGUCACUGAGAGUCUGCAGAAGAAAUCCAAGUAUCUUAUGGGAGCUCCAGCCCCACCCACGCAUCAGGAGAAUGUUGUGAUGUGGGGCUUCAGUGAGGGAGGCCCAGUGUGCUCUGUGGUGCUUGUCAAUGCAGUCAGUCAGUGAAGGAAUGGGACAAUAAACAGACUGAUCUCACCCUUGCCUGUUCCUGAAUGUGGUGUACAGCAGGCACCAAGGAGAUGGACUUGGGAGUGGGAUGGGGAUACACAGAACCUGGACCCCUGAGAGCUUGGUGCAAACCCACCCACAUGGGGAGUGACAAGCCCCCUUUCACUGGGCCUUGACUUGCCCUCCCCCACUCCCCAGCCACACUGCAUCCUCCCCUCCUCUCAGGGCAUAGGGGGCAAGUCUUGCCAGCUUCAUCCUUCUCUCCAUCAUGCUCCCUCCCAUUUCCUCACACCAGGUAGGUCUAUCUUCAGAGUUCUGGGGUUUGAAGGGAUCAGGAGGGAUCAGGACCUUGCCUCUCUAGUGUACAGGGUUCCCACUGUUUGAGAAUUAGAGCAUCUUAGAGCUAGAAGAGCUUGGUCAUCCAGCUCACUAGGUUUCAAACUUGUUUUGCAGUGGAAUCCUUCCUUAAAAAAAAGAUCUUAAGAAGCUACUGGACUUGAAUCAAGGAUAGGGGGGUCUUUAAGCCUCCCUCCUCUACUUACUCUUUUGCCAUCUCCCACCAGGGAUCUCUGUAAAAACCCUAGUGUGAAAAUCACUGAUUCAUCCAACACCCACAUGGGACCUGAGUCUCCUCUCUCACAUCCCCCCAACUGUACUGCCCCUCUACUGAUGGCAUGUUUGCCACCACCCAAUGCUUCCUUUCCUACUCUGGCUCAGGGCACUGCCCAUUAAGAUGCAAAUGCCCCUGGAGUGAGGUGACACAUUAUUCUGCCAGGGCUUCACAUCUAAAGUAUGAAUCAGCAAAUCGAAUCUCAUUCCUCCCAGCCGUUCAACCGAGACCAGAGCCCAGGGAGAGAGGAGAUGCUUGAAGGAAAUCUGGAUCAUUCUGGGGCAGGCAACAGGUCUGGGGUGGGGAGGGGAGAAGGUAGGCAGCAGUACAGGACACUGGGUAACUAAGUCACCAAAGGUGCUGGGCACUCGUGCACAGGGAGUGUAUCAAGGACAAAUGUGGACGGUGGCAAAUACUACUACCCAUCCUCCUGAACUACAUCCUUACCCACACACAAGACCAGGGAAGUGAGACCCACACCAACCAGCACAGUGUCACCAGAGCCAUGGUGCCAAGACG